AAGAUAAAUUUAUGUUGUCUAGGUUUCUCCAAGCAUCACCUAGACAGCAACUUUUUUUUAAGUGUAAGCCAGCUAUCUGAAAACUCAAUUAAAUUAAAGAAAGUCUGAUCCAACUGUCAAAAGAUGCUAGCUGUUCAUCACACUAAAGCUUUCGUCACACUGAAAACAUCUCGAGAACAUCUUUUUGUGAUUCAUUUUCCAUCACCCUCCAGUAAAAUCUCGUGAGGAGGAGCGUAUUCAUCUUUUGCCACCACUCAAACAGGUACACUGCAGCUAAAGCAACUCUCCCAAAAUAUUCCCAGAAUAUCGACAGCAGGAUCAUGUCUGCAGUUUCUUUAUUCUCUUGAUUAAAAAACUAUAUUCUCGUUAUAUAUGUCGAGUUCUUCUCUUUCACAAAUCUAUUGUUCAUAUCUUGUGGGACGUCUUUCUAAAGUUCAUAUUUUAUGGAUUCCCAUAACUUUAGGACCAACCACGAUCGAACCUUUCUUCUUCUGGCCUGAGUUCAACUAUAGGAACCACUGUCUGGCUCUUAAAGCAAACAUUUCUCAAGUCCAGAGUCGAUCUAUAUAAAUCCCAAUUAGCUCUCUUUGGCUGAGCAUUGAUUGCAUUGGUACAAUGAAGGUCGUUAAACUACCAUCUUUUCUUCUUGCUCUUCUUCUCCAUCUCUGUUUCUCUGCAGCUCGUGCGAACUCUCUCCAAGUCCAUCCCAAGGAGAAGGUUCAUCAACUCCUCAAUGAGCAACCAAUCCACGGGGUAAAUUUAAAUGUGAACAGCAGUAGCAGUAGAAAUGGUGGCGGUGGAGAACUGAGUUUAUGGAGGAGGGAGAUGGGCGAGGAGAGGAAUUUGAAAAAGAGUAGCGGCGGUGGCGGCGGGAGUGGUGGGAGUGGCGGGAAAGGCGGCGGGGGGAAGGGGGUAGGAAGUGGAGGGAAGGGUGGCGAAGGAGGCGGCUCACAAACAACCCGUCAACCUCGCAAUGAAAAGAGCGGCGGCUCUCUCACUCGCUCACAUUCUUUUUCUUGCUCGACGCCUCUCUUCCUUGUUUCCUUUCUGCUGCUACUCCGGAGCGAUUGAGUUGCUGCUGUUUGAUCGAUUGUGUGAUGGUUUUGUAGAGCAAGUUCAUGUUUGUUUCGAAGUUUGAAAGUUGUGAGUGAGAGUUCUUUGUUACUGAAUAUAAGUUGGUUGAGUCGAACCGAUUGACAAGGCGGCUUGUUUCGACCGAUUGAUUGGUCGGUCGAUCAACAAACCGAAGGGUUGAGGAUGGGGCCUCAAUGUUUUGGAUGCCGACAGAAGUUUUGUUACGAGACUAAUGAGCAUCUGUGUUCUUCCAUGUGUUUUUCCAAAAUAAAUAAAUAAACACUGAAUUUGGAUGUCGA
Molecule: messenger RNA, 1373 nt
Organism: Zingiber officinale
Lineage: Eukaryota; Viridiplantae; Streptophyta; Magnoliopsida; Zingiberales; Zingiberaceae
Product: glycine-rich cell wall structural protein-like
Exons: 2
Coding region: 616-1071 (151 amino acids)
Source: RefSeq, a predicted model, not a curated record